Molecule: messenger RNA, 1314 nt
Organism: Babjeviella inositovora NRRL Y-12698
Lineage: Eukaryota; Fungi; Ascomycota; Pichiomycetes; Serinales
Exons: 1
Coding region: 1-1314 (437 amino acids)
Biological process (GO): inner mitochondrial membrane organization
Cellular component (GO): mitochondrial inner membrane
Source: RefSeq, a predicted model, not a curated record
AUGAGACCAAUUCCUGUGCUUCGCGGCGUGCGCUACAUCUCUAUCUCCCAGCUGCCGUCGGUGACGAUUCCCAGCACCGUGGAUCUUGCGGACGCUGUACAGAACGUCCAGGAGAUCCAACCAUCUCUGGCUGACGGCGAAGAGCCGCAGUUCCAGACGUUGGGUGCGCCACCGGUGCUCUUGUCGCUCAAUUUGCCGCCAAAGGCGCCGGUAUUCAUCAAGAAAGGCAGUUUGCUCCUGGUGUACGGAUUGCAUAACCAGCGGGGCACCAACACUACUACCCCGCUUUCGCUUGCAGGCAUCACGAAGCAGUUGGAGAUCAUUUCGCCAGUCAAAAGAACGAUUUUGGGUGGAUUUUCCUUCACGUACGAAAAGCUCUCUUCGUCGGAGCCGUUUUCGCUCAUCGUCUCCGCCAACAACAAGUCUAUGCUCAACCCUUUCCACAAGAGCAACGGCAACAAGACUUUUGCCACGUUGACGUUGGACGGGCGCAUCGACUGGGCGGUGUUUCCUAACGAUGCGGUCCAGCUCUACAGCGGUGAAAGCUUGCUGAUUUCCAACAACGUGGUCCCCAAAGCCGCCUCUACCACAUUGCUCCAGAAGCUCUCCACCAGGGAGCCAACCGCGACCGGCUUGUUCAGUUGGUUCAAGGCGGGGUACACCUUGUUAUCCGGCCGAGGCUACGUGGGACUUGUGGGCAAUGGGCAGAUUUAUCGUAUCCAGUUGCGCGCCAGUGAGGAGAUCAUGGUUGCCAAAAAGAGCUUGCUCGCCGUCAGUAUCAGCGGCCACAAUGAUUUGGCGAAUUGCGUCAUCCAACAGAGCUUGUCCAACUACACCAGUGAGAAGCUUGCAGAGAUUGAAAAGAAGCAGGCAUUGGCUGCGGAAGAGGCGACGAUUAUGGUUUCUGCUGACGAGGCAAUGCCUCCAUCGGCGGUUUCCAAGGUUUCCGGUGUCGUCAAGCGCGGCCUCGCGGGCCUCAAGCAGUUUGUAUCAUUUUCCCGCACCGAGACCGCUAAUUUCAUUUCCGGUAGCAGCGACUACGUGAAGAUUGUCGGCCCGAGAACCAUCUUGUUCCAGACCUCUCAGCAUAAGGACGGGUCUUUUUCCAGCCGCAGCUUCCACAAUAAGGUCUCCGUCACCGAACAGGUGAUGGCCAGUCAGAGCCUCAAGCUCACACAGCAGGCGUCCAAGCCGCAGCCUGUGACCCAGGACUUCUUGAGCUACGCCACCGUCCGAGACGGCAAAGUCGAGUUCCAGAGCACCAAGGACUUUAGCAAGACCGUCCAAGAGAUCGAGGCCAGAGCCAAGGCCUGA